This is a messenger RNA of Clupea harengus (Atlantic herring), 651 nucleotides long. RefSeq names its product centromere protein P-like (gene cenpp). The transcript is spliced from 3 exons. Gene Ontology annotation, biological process: CENP-A containing chromatin assembly. Lineage: Eukaryota; Metazoa; Chordata; Actinopteri; Clupeiformes; Clupeidae. The coding region runs from base 87 to 362 and encodes 91 amino acids. The record is from RefSeq and is a predicted model, not a curated record. Gene Ontology annotation, cellular component: nucleus; chromosome, centromeric region.
AGCUGGCAUUUUAAAAAGCCUUUUUGAAAAUUGAGCAGUAAUUCCUACGUGUCCCUGGUUCUGUUUUUCAGGAAAAGUACCCAGAUAUGGUCAGUCUUCCUGAGGGGUGCCAAUCUGAACUCAUGCUGAUCCAAAGUCCAAAACUCCAAGGCUGCACGAUGUGUAUUUUCUGGGACAUUGAAGUGACACUGGAAGGCGAUGUAAGACCCAAACUCGACCUUCUGAUGAAAAUGCCCGAGGAAGCUAUGAGGAUGGACUCCAAGAACAUUGUGGAAAAUGCUCCGGACUACUUCCUGAACCUUCUACGCAUUCUAGGACCUGAAGCAUCUAUUGAGAGUGUUAUUAAGACAGUGUGUGUGUGACACUUUAGGAGCUGAAACAUCUAUUGAAAGUGUUAUUAAGACAGUGUGUGUGUGACACUCUAGGAGCUGGAGCAUCUAUUGAGAGUGUUAUUAAGACCGUGUGUGUGUGUGACAGACUGAGAACUACAGUGAUAGCACCAAGCCCAUUCAUCAUCAUUUUAUUCAAUAUGAACAACUCAGUACAAUCAACCAUUAGCAAAUGUUUUAAUGCCAUCUGUACAUUCUCUUACAAUUACUCAUAUGCACAUACUGUAUGUAAAUAUAUAUUCAUUAGUAAAGACCUAGAAAA